GUGGGGCUGACCGGGAGCGGGGCGGUCGCGGUGCCGUGCCGAGCUGUACCGUGCCGUGCCACCUCUCGGCGCCGAGGGCGGCUCCGCUCGCCUUCCCUUUGCCCGCGCCCAGCCCUGCGCCAGGAGAGCCGCCGCCGCCGCCGCUCUUUGUGCCCCGGCUCCUGCCUCCUCGCCCGCUGCGCCUGGGCUGCCGAGGAGAUCGCUGCUGCCGGUGCUGCUGCUGUUGGUGUGGCCGGGAGAGGCUCAGGGAGAAGCGGGUCCCGGCGCGGCGGCAGCCAUGGGGCUGCAGCCGCUGGAGUUCAGCGACUGCUACCUGGACAGCCCCUGGUUCAGGGAGCGCGUCAAAGCCCAUGAGGCCGAGCUGGAGAGGACCAAUAAGUUUAUCAAGGAGUUGCUGAAGGAUGGGAAAAACCUGAUCGCUGCCACCAAAAACCUUUCAGCAGCACAGAGAAAAUUUGCCCAUUCUCUAAGGGACUUCAAAUUUGAAUUCAUUGGGGAUGCAGAGACAGACGAUGAGAGAUGCAUAGAUGCAUCACUUCAUGAAUUUUCAAACUUCUUAAAAAACUUGGAAGAACAAAGAGAAAUUUUGGCACUCAGUGUUACUGAAACUCUGAUCAAACCCUUGGAAAGAUUUAGGAAGGAGCAGCUAGGAGCUGUAAAGGAAGAAAAGAAGAAGUUUGAUAAAGAGACAGAGAAGAACUACAGCUUGUUAGAAAAGCAUUUGAAUUUAUCAGCUAAGAAGAAAGAGCUGCAGUUACAAGAGGCAGAUAACCAAGUGGAGCAGAAUAGGAAACACUUCUAUGAGCUGUCCCUUGAGUAUGUCUGCAAGCUGCAGGAGAUACAGGAGAGGAAGAAAUUCGAGUGUGUGGAACCUGUCUUAUCCUUUUUUCAGGGUUUGUUCACCUUCUAUCAUCAAGGAUAUGAGCUUGCUAAAGACUUCAAUCAUUACAAAAUGGCCCUGCAGAUAAACAUACAAAAUGCACGAAAUCGUUUUGAAGGAACAAGGUCAGAGGUAGAGGAGCUGAUGAACAAAAUCAGAAGAAAUCCCCAGGAGCAUAAAAGAGCAAAUCACUUCACGAUGGAAGGCUACCUCUAUGUGCAGGAAAAAAGGCCUGCUCCCUUUGGCUCCAGCUGGGUGAAGCACUACUGCACCUACAUGAAAGAGACAAAGAAGUUCACCAUGAUCCCCUUUGAACACAGAUCAGGAGGGAAAGUUGGUGAUGAAGAGCUCUUUGUCCUUACAUAUUGUACCAAAAGAAAUAUAGACACCACAGACAGGAGAUUCUGUUUUGACUUAGAGGCUUCAGACAGGCCUGGAGUUCCUGUGACCAUGCAGGCGUUUUCUGAGGAAGACAGAAAGCUGUGGAUGGAAGCCCUGGAUGGAAAAGAAGCUCUGCUCAUCAGUGUGACCAGAGCACAGGCCAAACGAGAGGGAAGUGCACAGUUGGAUAAGAUAGGAUUCACCAUCAUCAAGAAGUGCAUCAGUGCUGUUGAAACACGAGGUAUUAAUGACCAAGGACUGUACAGAGUUGUGGGGGUGAGUUCAAAGGUCCAGAGACUUCUGAGUUUGUUGAUGGAUGCAAAAACCUGCAGUGAAGUUGACCUGGAGAGCUCUGUAGAGUGGGAAGUGAAGACAAUCACAAGCGCUCUGAAGCAGUAUCUGCGAAGCCUCCCGGAGCCGCUGAUGACGUUCGAGCUGCACGGAGAAUUCAUCCUUCCUGCCAAAAGCGGGAGUCCUGAAUCGCGGGUUAAUGCCAUCCACUUCUUGGUCCACAAACUGCCAGAGAAGAACAAGGAGAUGCUGGAGAUGUUGGUGAAACAUUUGGCCAACGUUUCAAUGCAUGCCAAGAAGAAUCUGAUGACUGUGGCAAAUCUGGGGGUGAUUUUUGGACCAACCCUAAUGAGGCCACAGGAAGAAACUGUUGCAGCCAUCAUGGACCUCAAGUUUCAGAAUAUUGUUGUGGAGAUCCUGAUAGAAAAUCACGAGAAGAUUUUCAAGACCCUGCCUGAUGCCACUCUCCCCGAGCCAAUCUCUAUGUCAGUAUCUCCUCCAAAUGCCCCACCAAGGCAAUCAAGGCGACAAGGACAGCGCAUUAAGAGGCCUCUGGCUGUUUACAAUCUCUGUCUUGAGCUGGAUGAUGCUGACAGCCACAGCGCUCUCCAAGAAGACACCCCGACUGGCAGUAUGGAUUCUCUCUCAUCCCAGUCUCCAACACCUGCCUUCUCUAGCAGCCCCCCUGGGCUCCUGGAUGGAAACCACCUUAUUAUGGAGAGUGGAGAUCUUGCAGGCUGGGCAACAAAUCUGGCUGGCCAGAGCCGCCCCUCGAUGGUCUCCUGGAUGAAUCCUGCCUCUGGCACGAGUGCCGCACCAGCUGCUUUCUUCUUCCCCAACCCUGCCGCUGGCAGCCACCGAGCCCUGGAAAGUGUUGCCCACCGCAAAGCACGAGCAGUUUACCCCUGCGAAGCAGAGCACAGCUCGGAGUUAUCCUUUCAGAUGGGAGCAGUUUUUGAAGAUGUGCAGUUUUCCAGGGAGCCGGGCUGGCUGGAAGGCACUCUCGAUGGCAAGAGAGGACUCAUUCCACAGAACUAUGUUCAGUUCUUGUAGCGCUGUGCGCCGGGCGCCAGGAGGGUGUACAUGGUAUCCAUGGACUCUGGCGCGGGCGCUUGGCUCGCCUUUUGGGACCGCUUUCAUUCACUGACCAGCUUGGCUAUGGGUUGGAGAUCCGCUGCUGUGUAAAGACUUGGAAGCGCUGCCAAAUACGAACUACAGAGAAAACCCAAAUAAACAAGGACUCUUGAAAGGUUGGAAUGGGGGGAGGGGGUGGCUGGGACGAGGCAGGGGAAGGGAGGGGUGGGUUGAUGUUUUUAAUAGGGUGCUUGUUUCAGCUGUGAGGAGCAGUCGUGGCGUGUUUGUUUGCAAGGUAACUCACAUCUUAAAGUCAAAAGUUGUGCUUAGUCUGCGACCCCACAUUCAGCUGAAGAUUCUUCUGUGCUGGGCCUCGUGGAGGUAGUGCACCAAUGGUCAGCUUCUGCGGACAGAGCCCUGCUGGGGACUGCAGACCACUGUUGGGUGGCCAGGGCUGUCACGCUGGCAAUGCAGUGUUAUUUCCAAGUGGACAGAAGAGACACCAGUAAGUGAAAUGGUCGAGAACAAGACAUGACAUUGCUCAGACGUCCUCCAAGAGCACGCUGGUUGAUGUCGCAUGUGUGGCUUCAUUUAUUCCAUCAAGGUAAGACACAGGAACUUUUAGUACAGGCUCCUGCAUCUCAUAGUUCCUUUGCUACUCCAAAAUAUCACUGUAAAUGAAAUAAAACGUUGUUUGCUA
Molecule: messenger RNA, 3326 nt
Organism: Pogoniulus pusillus (Red-fronted tinkerbird)
Lineage: Eukaryota; Metazoa; Chordata; Aves; Piciformes; Lybiidae
Gene: ARHGAP10
Product: Rho GTPase activating protein 10
Exons: 23
Coding region: 278-2605 (775 amino acids)
Biological process (GO): signal transduction; cytoskeleton organization; negative regulation of apoptotic process
Cellular component (GO): cytoplasm; cytosol
Molecular function (GO): GTPase activator activity; protein binding
Source: RefSeq, a predicted model, not a curated record